This is a messenger RNA of Oncorhynchus kisutch (coho salmon), 3084 nucleotides long. Its product is annotated as guanylate kinase. Lineage: Eukaryota; Metazoa; Chordata; Actinopteri; Salmoniformes; Salmonidae. The transcript is spliced from 7 exons. Gene Ontology annotation, cellular component: cytosol. The record is from RefSeq and is a predicted model, not a curated record. The coding region runs from base 605 to 1237 and encodes 210 amino acids. Gene Ontology annotation, biological process: purine nucleotide metabolic process. Gene Ontology annotation, molecular function: GMP kinase activity.
UGUAAUAAAGCUAAACGAUGAAAGGCUUGUUUACACGUGCGCGCUAGGCCCUGUAUUGAUCUGCAUCCAGUUUCCUUCUGACUGUCCUGCCAGGUUGGUUCUCUUUCACGUUCGCCUCGGGCGAGAAAGCUAGCACUUGGAUUAUAUAGCAAGCUAACGUUAGAAGCACGUUGAGUAGCCUUUUUAGUAUUUUGAAGAAAUGUAGCUAGCUAAACUUUUGAAAGACUAAGUACACAACACCGUUGCAAACUGCUUUUUCUCUGGCGUUUGCACGAUCCGCAUGCGCGCAGACGGCUAAUUUAGCUGGGGGCGUUUAUUACGCACAGUUCGCAAUGCUACAUCUGCUACCACUGUGAAACACGUUCAUCAAACAAUUCGAUUAUUUUCUAUGUCAACUUUAAACAUGGAUUUGGUUGCAGAUUGCCAGACGAGCUGUGGAAGUCUUAUGUAUAGCAUGCGGUCUAAACGCUCACGAAUUACUCGUUUAUUUGGCUCGUGAUGAUGACGUCAAACUCGAUCUGUGAUGGCUCUCACACAAGGUAGACAGAAUAUGGAGAAGACGCCUUGGAGACAUUAUUGAGAUCUUGGACCGCAGUCAUUGCAGAUGUAUAUGAGGCAUUUCUUCAGGCUCUUCUCAGCUAUGGCAGGACCCAGGCCAGUGGUGCUGAGUGGCCCGUCAGGGGCUGGGAAGAGCACGCUGCUCAAGAACCUGCUCAAGGAGUACGAGGGCGUGUUUGGCUUCAGUGUCUCGCAUACAACAAGGAGCCCUCGUCCUGGUGAAGAGAAUGGCAAAGAUUACCAUUAUGUUACAAGGGAGUAUAUGCAGGCCAGCAUCGACAAAGGGGAGUUCAUUGAGAGCGCAGUGUUUUCAGGGAACAUGUACGGGACGAGCAAGGCCUCGGUGCAGGCCGUUAAAGACAAGAACCUGAUCUGCAUCCUGGACAUCGACAUGCAGGGCGUUAGGGCUGUCAAGACGACAGACCUCAACCCCAUCUACAUCUCGAUCCAGCCUCCGUCCAUGAACAUACUGGAGAAACGCUUAAGGGACAGAAAUACUGAGUCAGAGGAGAGCCUCCAGAAACGUUUAGAUGCUGCUCAGGUGGACAUGGAGAUAAGCAAGGAACCUGGCAUAUUUGACAUUGUCGUUGUCAAUGAUAAUCUCGACGAUGCCUAUGGGAAGUUGAAAGACGCCCUUAUUGAGGAAAUCAAAAAAGUUCAGAAAAACAACUUUUCUUAAGCGACGAGAAACCUGACAGCCAUCCUUGCCACUCCUUACAAAAUGGCAGCCCUCCUAUUCCAAUCCUGAACAUUCCGUCAGAUACCGGUGUUGGAAGGAACUACAGACAACCUGCCUCGCCCCGAACCACAGAUGGUAGCCUUCUAAGUGCGCAGGAAUAUCUUUUUACAUAUUUGGAAGAUAGAAGUGAACUAUUUUGCUGUAUUUAUUUAUUCGCCUGGUGGUCAGCUUAAAAGUUGUUGUAUUUUGAUCCACAAAGAAAAAUACUCCAUGAAUGGUUGGUUAACCUGGGACUACCUUGUUUUAUUUUACUAUGAAGGAGUACUGCACACAGGAGUUUCCGCCGCCAAGUCAUUCUUCUGUGCAUCUACCAGUAUUAUAGCCCCUAAGCAUUCUAUUUGUAUUCACUCUGGCCAUAAUAACAAGACUCAUUCCACCUAGUGCUCAGCAAGAGUGGAUCCUUGUAUGGUAUGUUCGCAAAUGUCCCGGCUUGCCCCGAAGUCUAGCCCUGUCGGUACAGCUUCGGAACAUUGCUGUUCUGUUCCUGUCUAACAGAACUGACCUGAAAAUGUGGUUGUACGGAAAUGCGUUGGUUGUCAUUAGCCACAACACGGUUCCACAGCUAUAGCCAGAAAGGUAAAGAAUAGGGAGAGGCCCAGGCCUUUCAUUCCUUUUAAGAGGGAUUGUUGACCAACAGUAUUGUCAACAUAGAGCAGCUAAUAACCAAUCACAAUGCCAGGGGCUUGGGCACUAGCUAACUCUGGCCCUUGCAUCGUCAUACAGGGAAGCACCAUCCAUUCAUAUACAUUCAUAGCCGAUCUCAGGAAAUGACUGUAACCUAGUUGCUGUUUGCUAGGGAUCCCAGUCAACUUGUGUGUGAGGCAAUCUGUUUGAAGUAUCCCUGUAGGUUACCAUACUUUUGAAAUUAUAGAAUUACUUAAUUUACCAAUAAAACCGAUUGCCAAUUAGGAUUUACAAUCAUGUUAAUCACUAGAACAGCUAUACAGGAAGCUGCACUUUGAGACAACGACUUACCCCGAAUAGAUUUUUGUUCACUGUUGUGCAGGCGUGAAACUUUUAUAUGGUUUUGUGUUCAUCAUUAUUUUACAAAUCUCACCUGUAGUAUAAUAUGCAGUGGGUUAUUUUGGACAGAAAACAAUUGAAUGAGAAUAAAAGAUCAAUGGCAUAUUUAAAUAACUGGAGCAAGUAGUGUCAGUCCUUAAAGGAGAAUAAAGAAAAGCUUCGAACUAAGCACACGGAACAUCGGCUUUACUUGAAACUGGCUACAUUGAAUUCCACAAACCGGUCUUAAAAAAGGCUACAUUGUUUCAGCAGCUUUUGAUGUCUUAAGUUUGUAGUUUGACAUGCCUUGUUUAACAAGGCAACUUCCAUUCACAACCCAAAUUGAGUGCAUUAGUAACUUUUAUUUGACACAGGCUACUGUGGCCCAUGACUAAUGCGCCACUGCUUCUUGUCCUUUUGUGUUUGAUCUCCCUUUGAACAUGAAAUUCAUUACUUUGCACAAAUGACUUAAUGAAACUUAUUUGACUGUUUGACUAACCAACGUUUCAAUGAUUGAAGGCUUGAUUCAGUCUAAAGCUGAAGCUUGAUAUUCAUUGAUUGAAUUUCCGUUCAUUUCCGAUUGCGCCAAUAUGCAGCGUUUACAGUCUCCACUAAAGCAGAAACAUUGCCUUUCAUUUGAAAUCACUCUAUAAAGCUGAACUUCACCGAUGCAUAUUGAAGCCCUGCUUUGCAUGUAUACUUGUUUUCAUUGGCCAGAUAUUGACAAGUCACCCAGCCUUCAAGUCCUUGUUUUACAACUGUAGUAAAGUCAAAUAAUGAAACUA